UCGACUUCCUGGAGGAAUAAGCCCACUGUCUGAAAUUUAGCAAGAUAGCUAACGUAAAAUAUUUAACGUUACCUGCAUUUUGCUUUCAUUCGGGGCGGCAGAAGCUUUGAAAGGAAGAGAGCCGCAGCUCCCGAGAAAAUGAGCCCAACUCAGUGGGACCUACCCCCGGAGCUGUGCUGCCGGCCCAUGGCCUUUGUUGCUCUAACAGGGCUGGAUGUGGUGUACAACGCUAUCCACAGGGCAAUCUGGGAUGCCUUCUGCGCCAAUAGGAGGGCUGAUAGGGUGCCCAUUUCAUUCAAGGUCCUCCCUGGAGACCACGAAUACCCAAAAUGUAGGACUAAGAGAACGUCCUAUGAGUGGUACAUUCCCAAGGGGAUUCUUAAAACUGGCUGGAUGAACAAGCACCUGAAUCUGGUGCCAGCACUAGUGGUUCUGUUCUAUGAGUUGGACUGGGACGAGCCUCAGUGGAAGGAGAAGCAAUCUGAAUGUGCCACCAAGGUGGAAAUCGUCAGGACAAGUCUGCAAGGAAGAAAUACAAAAGUUGCAGUAGUUUUAAUUCAGAAAAAAACACCUCUUCCCCCAGGGGAAGAUGUGGUGGCCUCAGAGAGGGCUGCAGCACUGUGUAAUGCUUGUGACCUCUCAGGGAAGUCUCUCUUCGUCCUUCCCCACACUGACCAUCUUGUUGGCUACAUCAUCAGGCUGGAGAACGCAUUCUAUGAGCAUGCACAGACGUACUACUACACUGAAAUAAGGAGGGUGAAAUCGCACAAAGAAUUCCUCAACAAAACAACUCACCAGUUGCUGUUUGUAAGACACCAGUUCAAGAUUGCUUUCUUCAGUGAACUGAAGCAGGACACACAGAAUGCAUUGAAGUAUUACAGGACUGCCUACAGCCUUGUGCAUGAGCUCAGAGCCCAUGAGACCAACAUGCUGGAAAUAAAGACCAUGGCUGGCUUCAUCAACUACAAGAUUUGCCGGUUAUGUUUCCAACACAACACACCUCUGGAUGCCAUCGCCCAGUUCAGGAAGCACAUCGAUCUGUGCAAGAAGAAGAUCGGCAGUGCCGAGCUGGCCUUCGAGCACACAGCGUGGAUGUCUAAACAAUUUCAGUCCUUUGGUGAUCUGUUUGAUGAGGCAAUAAAGCUGGGUUUAACAGCCAUCCAGACCCAGAACCCAGGCUUCUACUACCAGCAAGCAGCUUAUUAUGCCCAGGAGCGCAAGCAGCAGGCCGCCCAACUGUGUGGACAUGAGCCAAAUGUGGGCUACCCUAACCCAGAUCCCCUGGAGACUCCCACCGGAGCCCUGGAUUUCUACGGCCAGAGACCCUGGAGACAGGGCCACCAGAGUAUUGACCCACCAGACCCAGAGAAGGAGAAAGGUGGAAUCCUGGCACUGCAAGUGAAGGAAAGAGAGGUCCUACAUUCAGAGCUCAUCAUCGCUCUGCUCAGUAAUGCUGUGGCCCAGUUCAAGAAGUACAAGUGCCCCCGCAUGAAGAGCCAUCUGAUGGUUCAGAUGGGGGAGGAGUACUACCAUGCUAAAGACUACACCAAAGCAUUAAAACUGCUGGACUAUGUGAUGUGUGACUACCGCACAGAGCGCUGGUGGACCCUGCUCACCUCCAUCCUCAGCACUGCGCUCAAGUGCUCCUACCUCAUGGCCCAGGUCAAAGACUACAUCACGUAUUCCCUGGAACUGGUUGGCAGAGCUUCCACUCUACGAGAUGAUCAGAAAUCCAGAAUUGAGAAGAAUCUAAUAAAGGCACUGAUGAAUGAGGUUCCGGAGGCGGAGCCAGACUGUGACACGGCCGCAGUGAAAGCUGCACACAGUCUGUGGAGUGACAGAGUGGCCUUGGCUGGCAACAACGAGUUCACCAUCGAGGUGCAGGACUACGUCCCCUUCAUUCAGUGCAAAGCCAAGUUCCUGUCUCCCAGCUUCCAUGUAGAUAAUCCUGUUCAGAUGCAUGUCUACCUGAGAGCAGACUGUCCUCACCCUGUGCGGUUCUCCAAGCUGUGUGUGAGCCUGAGCAACCAGGAGUACAACCAGUACUGUAUGGUUGAGGGGCCCUGCCAGACUAAGGACAUUCUGGAGCCCUCAACACAAGAGAACAUGUGUCUGGUCCCCGGCAAGACACGGAAGUACACCUUCACGUUUGUGGCCAGAACAGAGGACGUGGGCAAGAAGAUUGAGAUCACAGCAGUGGACCUGAUGCUCGGCAGCGAAAAUGGACGCUGCGUCUUCCUUAACUGGCGCGGGGGAGGGGGUGACGCAGCCUCUUCCCACGAGGCCUUGCAGGCGAUGCGUUCCUUCAAGAGGCGGAGUCAUCUCCCGGAGCAGCAGGUGGACUGGGACACGGUGUCCAUCCAGGCCAGCACCAUGAUUAUUUCCCGUGUUCCAAGGAUCUCGGUGCAGCUCCGUCAUGAGCCUCCUGCUCUGAAUAAUGAGAUAUACUGCAUGAUGGUCACCAUCCAGUCUCAUGAGGACACGGCUGCCAAGGACGUCAAGCUCACAGCUGGGCUGAAACCAGGUCAGGAUGCAAACCUCACACAGACAACCCACGUGACCUUAACCAGCUCUGAAAUGUGUGAUGACUCCCAUCCUGCACUGCUCCCUGACAUUUCCAUUGGUGACCUGCAGCCAGGCCAGAAGGUGGAAAAGCCGAUUUACAUCCGCUGUGUCACAACUGGAUCCAGAAUCUUCCUCUUUCAUGUGUCCUAUGCUGUGAAUACCACAGUACAAAACAAGGAAAUCAUAUGCAAGUGUCACAAAGAUGAAACUGUUACCAUUGAAACUGUUGUUCCGUUUGAGGUUGCUGUGAAGUUUGUAUCCACAAAAUUUGAGCACCUGGACCGCGUGUAUGUGGACAUCCCCUUCCUGCUGAUGACAGACAUCCUCAGCGCAUCCCCCUGGCCCCUGCAUUUGGUGUCCAGUCACCUUCAGCUGGCGCCCUCCAUGGCCGCUGUGGACCAGCCCCAGUCACAGGUGGAGCGGGUAGUCCUACAGACUGGGGAGUGCGCCAGCGAGUGCUUCUGUCUCCGGUGUCCCCCUGUGCUGAAUGGGACAAGCAGCGUGGCGUCCGGACAGUACGUCAUCUCCUGGAAGAGGAAAUCUGCUUCUGAGAAUGUGCCAGUUGUUGACACAGUGGUUACACUCCCCCAUGUCAUUGUAGAGAGCAUUCCAUUAUAUAUACAUGCUGAGCUGCCGUCGUUUGGGCGAGUGCGAGAGUCCCUGCCGGUGAAGUACCACAUCCAGAAUCGCACUGGGCUGGUGCAAGAUGUGGAGAUGUCUGUGGAGCCCAGCGAUGCCUUCAUGUUCUCUGGCCUCAAGCAGGUGCGAUUGCGCAUUCUGCCAGGCACUGAGCAGGAGAUGCUGUAUAACUUGUACCCGCUGAUGGCAGGGUACCAGAGCCUGCCGUCUCUCAACAUCAACCUGCUGCGCUUUCCUGGUAUCAGCAGCCAGCUGCUGCGCCGCUUUCUGCCCUCACGCAUCUUUGUUAAGCCACAGGGGCGACAAGCAGAUGACACCUCCAUUGCAGCUGCUUAG
This is a messenger RNA of Megalops cyprinoides (Indo-Pacific tarpon), 3540 nucleotides long. RefSeq names its product trafficking protein particle complex 11 (gene trappc11). Bases 139 to 3540 code for a protein of 1133 amino acids. The record is from RefSeq and is a predicted model, not a curated record. NCBI's taxonomy places the organism in Eukaryota, Metazoa, Chordata, Actinopteri, Elopiformes, Megalopidae. The transcript has 30 exons.